Messenger RNA from Oppiella nova, 1695 nucleotides. The record is from the annotation of a GenBank genome assembly. NCBI's taxonomy places the organism in Eukaryota, Metazoa, Arthropoda, Arachnida, Sarcoptiformes, Oppiidae.
AUGGAGUCCAUGGAUUGGAAAGACAUUAAAAAAUUUGGUCACACAAUUGAAACAUCCGGAUUACUAACCCAUGAAUUAUGUGAACACUACUCAACCACUCAAUGGAUGACUCGACUCAACGAUCUGGUAUUUACGGGCCGGGAGUUCGCGAGUAAACUAACUGUUAGAAAGGCCCGGGUCACAAAAAGGGUCAUAAGGGUGUCACAAAAAGUUGAUGACCGGAGAAAUCGCUCGGAAACUGACAGUGAAAAUGAAUUAUUACUAAUCAUAGCUAACAUAGAGUCCAGCGAUAGGACAGACAUCCAGACAUUUAGUCAGACUAUUGACAAUAACCCGGGUCUCAUAACACUAGAACUACGCGAAUAUUAUUCCGACUCCAAAUGGAUGCCCAGAUUUAGAGACCUGGUCUAUACGGGCCGGAAGUUAACCCCGAAGCUGACCGUACAAAAGGCCCGUAAAAUAAAGUCCAAUAAAUACGGAGAUGUAUACCCUAUGACACGGAGGGUCAGGGGAGUGGCUCUCGAUCCGAUGCCUACCGACUGUCCGAUGUGUUCAGUCAACUCGGACGGACAGGUAGUUCCCGUGGAUACUAUUUUGGGUUAUUUUAAUAACGAUAACUGUCGGGUGCUCUAUAAUAAGCCUAAGAUGUUCUUUGUCAGCGCCUGUAGGGGACAUAAGCCUGACCUUGGUGUGUUGAGACCUUUAGGUAGAAGUCCGGGUGAAAGUUCUGUGAGGGGUUUGUAUGCCACCGGAGGGUCAAUACCUACGUGGAGUGAUAUGUUUGUCUAUUAUUCAACUAUAGAGGGGAUUACACAGGAUAUGACCGCUGGGUAUAGUAAUUGGGUUGAGGGUAGUCCUCAAGAAGAGUGGUAUUCCCGAUCGUGUGUCCAGAUAUCCAUUUCCAGCUAUAAUUACGGCAAAUGGUUUGACGAGCCGUGCAGUCGCCGAGCACUGGUAGUCUGCGAGCGCCGGCAGGAGUGGACUAUUCAUACAUUGAGCACAGCCUUAGAAAACGUGACAAACCUUUUGAGUAGACAACAGGAGGUCAAUGCCAGACAAUGGGAGGUUAUCGAGGAGUUACGUCAAAAUAUGACCUAUAUCAUAUCCCAAUCAAUAGACACAAACAUAAGCAAGGUCGCUAAUGAUCGCGACUUACAAAGCACCGGUAUUCCCAUAGGCUUUAUAUACAUACAGCUGCCCAACCAGUCAGAGCCCAUAAACCUGUGGCCACAGACUAAUUGGUCGGAUGUGACCCAACUAUACUCCGGCCUAUUUUUCAGGGCUGAAGGCGCCGGGUCACUGCCAUUUGGACAAACUCAGCAGGCUAACUAUUCAUCUAUUAUUGCUACCAGUGUCACUUUGAGCGAUGGAGUUGAUGUCACGGAUGAGCGUAUGUAUGCCAUACGCGAGGGUCAAUGGAGUGGUACAUCGGUGACUACUUUUAUGGAGAUAAUGGCCCUCAAUAGCAUCCGGGUCUUUAAGACCAGGGGUGAGAAUCGACCCGUGAAUACGGCCGUAAGGAUAUGGAAACUGGUCGGUUCGUCACAUAAUAUAAGGUUAGGCUUCCGAAGGGCUGUCAACUCGACAGCAAUGGCCAGUCGUUUGCGUUCCCCUCCACUGCACGACUCAACCCUCGUGUCCAUUGUGUCGGCAAUCAUCAGAUCCGACAUAACUGUCCGCACAUUCAUCUCGUGA